This is a messenger RNA of Seriola aureovittata, 1321 nucleotides long. RefSeq names its product tumor suppressor 2, mitochondrial calcium regulator b (gene tusc2b). Gene Ontology annotation, cellular component: mitochondrion. The record is from RefSeq and is a predicted model, not a curated record. Gene Ontology annotation, biological process: regulation of mitochondrial membrane potential; inflammatory response. The transcript has 4 exons. Lineage: Eukaryota; Metazoa; Chordata; Actinopteri; Carangiformes; Carangidae. The coding region runs from base 254 to 589 and encodes 111 amino acids.
CCACAGAGUCAAACAGAGAUAACGUGCAGCGUUACUUAGCAUAAACAGCUAGCGUAGCCGCGAGUGUGUUAUGAGGUCUGAGCUUGUGCAGAUUUAGCAAACCACCAAGACAAAUUCAUCAAGGAAAAAUUCUCACCUGCGAACAGAUCACUGUAGGUUUAAAAUUCUGAAGGUCACAUUUCAUCUGGUACAGUAACACUGUAGCAUCACUGGCAGUCCUGUGACCUAAGAAAAUAAUGUGCUGCAGCUGAAGAUGGGUGGUAGCGGCUCCAAAUCCAAAGGAUUUUGGCCUUUUUCUGGCUCAGGUAGUGUGGAUGAUCCAACCAAAGAUGGAAAUGAGCAGUCACUGGCAAGAGUUCGAAGUUUCCCAGGUGCAACACCUUUUGUGUUUACUAGACGAAGCUCUAAGUUCUUUGAUGAAGAUGGUGACUUGGCCCACGAGUUCUAUGAAGAAACAAUUGUGACAAAAAAUGGACGUAAAAAGGCCAAACUGAAGAGGAUUCACAAAAACCUAACACCUCAGGGAAUUAUAAAGCUCGACCACCCGUGCAUCCAUGUAGAUUUCCCAGUUGUCCUCUGCGAAGCCUGACGAUGUCUGAGGAGCCUCUCAGACUAGCCACUGUGUCAACUCCGUCCUGUGGUUUCCUCUACAGCUGGAAGCCUGAACCACGUUUUAAAAUAACAUGAUCUCUAGACAUAUUUGAUGCCCUUAUGUGGACAGCCCAAUGCAAUGUGUGCUGAGCCUCUGCAUGUGAUCUGUUUUUGGCUUGUGUGCAGACACAGAAUAGGUCACCAGUGGGGAUCUAGAAGGGUGCCAAGUUGCCAAAAGUAAUCCGUUUACAGAUCAUGGUUUGUGUGCAUGUAUGUGUGAAUGUGUGUGCAGACACAGAUUGAUGUGUGACAGUCCUGAAUUUGUUGCUGCAGAUUGUUUUCUGGUAUAAUCCACUGAACUCUAGGAGUUCAGGGGGGGUGUAACCAGUUUUCUCUCCUGUCACAGUCAUAUACUAUGUAGAGCAGCAAAGUUUAAGUGCACACUUUAGUUUUUUGACACCACCAUGACUUGCUUUAUUAUGCAUGGAACAGGAUCUGCUUAUUGGUAACAGCCGAGGGAGUUGACAAUCAGUGGCCCACAAAAUCUAAAGUGGAUUAAUGUCAUAUUAUAACUUUGGAUGGACUUGCUUCAGUGACCUCAGAGCCACACAUGUACACAGCAGCAGUGAGUCUAAUAAGAGAUCCUGUUGUUUUCUUUGCUGCUUUGGCAUACUAUGUUUCACUUUUAAUUUAUUAUAACUGUUUUUUAAUUACAAUUUGAAAUGCUGAA